CGGCGACCCGGCGGUCCAUGGACCGGAACCCUGGGCUGACCGGCAGGAACCCGGGCCGCGACCGCCGCCUCCCGGCCCCAGGCUCCUCCUCCUCGCUCCCCGCCGCCCUCUGCGGUCGCCCGCCGGCCGCGCACAGCCACCGCGGGCCUCUGGGAGCCGCGCCGGGAGGCUGUGUGGCGGGGCCGCGGCCGCCGUGGGACUGAGGCCUACUCCGCCGCCUCUCAGUGCUAUUGUCCCGUGGCCUGGCCCUGAGCGGGGCUGCGGGCGAGGGCCGAGCUCGCCGGCUCCGCGGAAGAUGCCGGACCAAGCCCUUCAACAGAUGCUGGACAGAAGUUGCUGGGUAUGUUUUGCCACCGAUGAAGAUGAUAGAACAGCUGAAUGGGUGAGACCAUGCAGGUGCAGAGGAUCUACUAAGUGGGUUCACCAGGCUUGUCUGCAACGCUGGGUAGAUGAAAAGCAAAGAGGAAACAGCACAGCCAGAGUGGCCUGUCCUCAGUGCAAUGCCGAGUACUUAAUAGUGUUUCCAAAGCUGGGUCCAGUCGUUUAUGUUUUGGAUCUUGCAGAUAGACUGAUCUCAAAAGCUUGCCCUUUUGCUGCAGCAGGAAUAAUGGUUGGAUCUAUCUAUUGGACAGCUGUGACUUACGGAGCAGUGACAGUGAUGCAGGUUGUAGGCCAUAAAGAGGGGCUGGAUGUUAUGGAGCGAGCUGACCCUUUGUUUCUUUUGAUUGGACUUCCUACUAUCCCUGUCAUGCUGAUACUCGGCAAGAUGAUUCGCUGGGAGGACUAUGUGCUUAGACUAUGGCGCAAAUACUCAAAUAAGCUGCAGAUCUUGAGCAGCAUAUUUCCAGGGAUUGGUUGUCCUGUUCCUCGAAUUCCAGCUGAAGCUAAUCCUCUAGCAGAUCAUGUCUCUGCUACUAGAAUUCUGUGUGGAGCCCUUGUCUUUCCUACUAUUGCGACAAUAGUUGGUAAACUGAUGUUCAGUAGUGUUAACUCAAAUUUACAAAGGACAAUCUUGGGUGGAAUUGCUUUUGUUGCCAUAAAAGGAGCAUUUAAGGUUUACUUCAAACAGCAGCAAUAUUUACGUCAGGCACACCGCAAAAUCCUAAAUUAUCCAGAGCAAGAAGAAGCAUAAAACUGACUUCUGGUUGUUCUGAGGCCUCUCUCUCAUCCUGCCGAGUCUGUUGUGUUCUGAUUCCAUCACUAAUGCCCUAGUGGAGACUUGUGAUCAGCUACUGCUCCUAUAUUCUAAGAGAUACAAUAAAGCACGCAGGGCAGGCAGGGGAAAGCCUCUCAGUAAUCACGGAACCUAAGGACACGAGUCAACUCUGUAAUUUGUAUGUACUACUUUUACGGCAGUCGGCUAAACCAUUAUUUUAGCAUGGUAAACCUGGGUUUGUUCAUAUUUUUCCAGACAAGAAUGUAAAGAUAAAACUGUACAAAUAUUAAAAGUGGACACGUUGUUUUAUUCUGACGCCUCUUUUGUAUAUACUCAUGUUCAGUGUUUUCUUAGGAACAGCAACUCGAUGAAGGGACUGUGAGGACUUUGUCAUGUGUAAUUUGAUUAUGUGCUACACAGGAGGAGCCUCUGUUAACAUGAGGAAAUGGAAACUAGUUCUGAAUAAAUAACAAACCCAAGAAUGUAUGUCAGCAUUGAGAUGAUUAUCUGAACAAAAGAGAGUUUGUUGUCUUUUCCUUAACUCAUGUGACAUCUCAAGAUGUGUAGGGUCAUGAUGGCUUCCGAAGAGCUUUUCACUAUUAAACUUUAUUUAUGCAAUGGUGACAUCUCAUAGUUCAUAGUGUAAUUUUGGCUCAUGUAGUCAUCCUGUGUGUGUGCCUGUAUGUAUGUGUGUGUAUGUGUGGGAGGGGGUUAAGAAAGGAGGUAGGAGGGAGGGAAGCAGAAGCUAGUGAUAGGGAAAUGAGGUGGAAGACCCUUUUAUCACUCAGUGUGGUUUUAAAUUUGUAUUUCUAGAAAUUAGAGUUGCCAGUUCAUAGUUUAUGCAGAGAAAACUUGCAAAUAAAUGAUCAUAAAAUUACUGGGGUUUUGCUGAUUCAAUUAUUCAGAUAUUUGUUUGUUAAUUGGCUCCCAUUUACCUAGCCCCUGUGCAAGGUGCUGUGGGGUGUACAAGUGUUGAAUGAGACAGACUUGCUCUUAGAGUUUGCAGUCUAAUCCUGGGGAAUCCUAAAUCACAAAGAGUGAUUGAACCAAAGUGAGGUCUUGAUGGUGCUGUGAAUAGCUGUCAGUGAGGUAACUGUGAAAGCAAGUCUUUAAGGAGUAUUGAUCAGAGUAAUUGAUUUCCACUUUAUCUGUUUAUAGGGUAGCCAAUAUGUAUGUUUUUAGGGUGUUUUGUUUUUUGAAUCAGGGUCUCUAGCAUAGGCUAACCUCAAACUUCCUGUGUAUCUGAAGAUGACAUUGAACUCCUGAUCCCUGAUCCUCCCAAUUACAGGUGAGCACCCUAACACCUGCUUUUCUUAACUUGAUGCUGUGGUUGAACCCAGGGCCUUACCCAUGCUAGGUAUACAUUACCAAUUGAACUACAUCACCAGCCCUCCUUUUAGAUUUUAAUUGUCAUAUUAAGGGGGCGAUCUCCUUAAUAGUCAUUGUUUAACUAGUUUUAUAUUCAUUGUUCAAUUAUUUAGGUCAUGUUUAAUAGUGACCAUUACAAUGUUCAGCAAUCUGAAUGUUCUUUUCACUUAUUUUCAUUUAUUAAAAUGAAAAUUUUUAAAUGCAAAAAAUAAUGCUGUUCACAGUAUAUAUGAUGCAUGAUAAUGUCCCCCUUACUGAGAAAUGGAUAUUUCUCUUUAGAAGUGUAACAAAUACAGAUUGAGCUGUGUUAGAUAGAUUGUAAAUAACAUUUUAGUAAAGACUGGCAUCUCUACGUUGGUUAUCUCCGUUUUGAAUUUAUGGUGGCUGUAGGAAUGACUGUUGAACAUCCAGAGUUGUAAUUAUCAGGGUAUAAGGGGCAAUUUGACUGAGUUAACCUUAACACUGCUGUUGUUCUAAAGAGAAAACAUGAACUCUGAUUAUCUAUAAAAAUAAUUUAGAUAUGCAGCUGUAAUUAUGAAAUAUACUGGCUUCUAUAAUUGCCAGUGUGAAAAGAUCUAUUUGACAUUUCCUGGAUAAUCUUAAGUUGAGCAGCUUUAACACAGUUACACAAGCACUCAGUUCCCUGUGUACUACUUUAAUGUCCAAGAUGGGGAGCAGCUGCUUGGGUUGAUUGGCAUCAAGGCCCAUGAAGGCCAAGAAAGUGAUUCUUAUUCUUGAGGGCAGGAGGUUUAUAGAGCUAUGGGGAGGGAACCACAAGUGCCUGCAGUCCAGAGUGAACACUAGCCCUGAAUUUGAAUAGUUCUCAGUCUAAAGAGUCUUAGUCCAAGAAAACACCAUGUGCCAGUCCUCCCUGGAAGGUGGCCUCCCAACCAACCACAAGCCAGCAGACUUAAAGCUGGAUGGAUUGUAUUGCGCUCCUAAUUCAAGUUUUAAUAACUGUAGUGUUUAACCUUGGCCAGGUGGCUGCCCAGCCGCAAUUACAUUCAUCUCUAAAAUGCAAGUAACACUUAGACAGUUUCUAGGAUUAGUUGAGGAAGGGUAGGUUCUUUAGGCCUCAGUAACUCCUAAAGGUGGUAGUCUGUUCUAGGACAGGACAGUUAUAAAGGACAGGGCCCUAGAGGACAGAGCCAGUGCAGACCUGGGGAUGUGUGAGUAUACUGUUCUCCAAUUUAUUUUCAUAUUUGUUUUUUUUGUUAUUUCUAGAAAUGUCACAUUUAAACUUUUUUUAAUAAAAUUUAGUGAUUAGUAAAAUUCUAUUGCAGAAGUUAACUCCAUCAAAGUGGCUGAAAAUGUUGUUCAUUAUCAAAUGAUUGAAGAAUAUAUAAUUAAGUGGCUUCAUUAGUCACUGCCUUGCUAAUUCUGCUGUAUUUUUUUUCUAAUUCUUUUUAAUAUAGAAAACUCAAUACUGGCUGAAUUAGGUUGAAUAAAGAAUUUUUAUGCUCA
Grammomys surdaster is the source of this 3988-nucleotide messenger RNA. RefSeq names its product membrane associated ring-CH-type finger 5 (gene Marchf5). The record is from RefSeq and is a predicted model, not a curated record. The transcript has 6 exons. Gene Ontology annotation, molecular function: zinc ion binding. NCBI's taxonomy places the organism in Eukaryota, Metazoa, Chordata, Mammalia, Rodentia, Muridae. The coding region runs from base 296 to 1132 and encodes 278 amino acids.